UUUGGAGCAAACAUCCAGCAUCAUCCAGAAAGAAAAAAGACCCUACACCUCAUCUAAAAAGCUCGUCUCUGCCAGAAUGGGAUCUGCAGCAGUCCAUUGCGUCUGUGUGGCGGUGGGAGUCAUCGGGCUCAUCGGGGUCAUCAUAUGCUGCGCCCUCCCUCGCUGGAAAGUGUCGUCCCACAUUGGAUCCAACAUUAUAACUGCCCAGACGUCUCAGGAGGGCCUGUGGAAGGAGUGUGUGGUGCAGAGUACUGGACAGCAGCAGUGCAAGAGCUACGACUCUGUGCUGGUGUUGGCCUCCGACCUGCAGGCCGCCCGCGCCAUGACCAUCAUCAGCUGCAUGCUCUGCGUCAUCAGCAUCCUCAUACUGUUCUGCGGCGCCGACUUCACCACCUGCGUGCAGAACGAAGACGUCAAGCCGAAGAUCGGCCUGGUGGCCGCGGUGGGACUGCUGGUGGCCGGCCUGCUGGCCAUCAUCCCCGUCAGCUGGUUCGCUCACAACGUGGUGAGGAAUUUCAACAACCCCCUGGUCUCCGUUCACCAGAAGAGGGAGCUGGGCGCGUGCAUCUACCUGGGCUGGGGAGCCGGGGUGCUGCUGCUCCUGGCCGGAGGGCUGCUCUGCUGCUUCAGCAGGCCCAAAUCCAGCAGCUCAGGGGGAACGGCCAAGUACUACAGCAACAGCGCCUCCGCCCCCAACAAGAACUACGUGUAGUGGCUUUCUGAACGGGACUGGUGUCUGAGAGGAAGAGGGAGGGAACUUCAGCUGGAAGAAGACUGGGAAGCAUCAUGACACCACUGGGUGUUUUUAAAAACAUGUGUAAAUAGUUAAUACUGGCAGUGAAUCACUCAACUUCAAAAGUAUAUACAUUU
Messenger RNA from Cololabis saira (Pacific saury), 870 nucleotides. It is a transcript of the gene cldni, whose product is annotated as claudin i. NCBI's taxonomy places the organism in Eukaryota, Metazoa, Chordata, Actinopteri, Beloniformes, Belonidae. Bases 77 to 712 code for a protein of 211 amino acids. Gene Ontology annotation, molecular function: structural molecule activity. The record is from RefSeq and is a predicted model, not a curated record. Gene Ontology annotation, biological process: bicellular tight junction assembly; cell adhesion. Gene Ontology annotation, cellular component: plasma membrane; bicellular tight junction. The transcript has 3 exons.